CACCUGGACCGCUGGGCAACUUCAAAUCAAAUCAAAUCAGUUGUUAGCAGCAGUAGCAACCUUCAAGUCCGCGCUUGCAACAUCAACAACCCGACAAAUACUUUUUUGUUUUUGACUCGCAGUCUCCAGUUUCUCUAGUUUCCACCUAGUAGCCAUUAACCCAUUAGGUACCUAGGUAGUUCAUUAACGCAAAUGUUCUCUCUACAUACAUACACGCAUACAUACAUGUACAUGUAAUCUCCAACUUAUUCUUGUUUCUUCCUCCCCUUCCUCAAACCACCAUCCUCGUCGUAUACCGGAUUUCUUUUCCGUGGACUGGAAAGAAAAACAAUUCAACCAAUCUCAGACUAUCAUCGCUAUAUAGGCCAACGUUGUCAUCUUGACAAUUUCCGUAUUAUUUUACCUACCAUUUAUUGUAUUUACUUGGCUUGUCCUUUUCCCGGGGUAUCCUAGGAAGGGAGAGACAUACAGAAAAUACUCAGGAGCUCCGGAUCCUUAUCGGUCAGACCGUAGCUUCGUCAUUCUCGGUCUUCCGUCUUUGAGCGGCUCCCCGUCUAAAAGAGAAGAGAAGGAAAAGAAAAGGAGGUGGGGGGAAUAGCAAGAAGCAAAGAGGGUUUUGAAACGCUAGGGGCGAACGAUAUCUAAAAUCUCAAAUACGCCACAGUCUCAAAUUUAUCUGAAGAUACUUUUUUUUUUCUUUGGUUUUUGGUCUAUCCAUUGGACUUAGGGAACCGACGAUGAAUUUCGAUUCGGGCACCGCCUAUGCGGAAUCCGACGCCGACGAUGAAUACGAGAGAAGCGUCCACACCAGCUCCCCCGUCCUCGUUACCGAUUCUGAGAUCUCCCCGACCGAUUCCGAGGGUCGCUCUUCGACUGAGCACACACCUACCACCUAUGGCCAUCGAAGCAGCGCUGAUAGACUGCCCGAGACGAUAAUAUCCGAAUGGGAUGCCGACGAGUGUGCCGAUUUCAUUACGAGUAUAGGGCUGCAGCAGUAUUCGGAUCGUUUCAUUGAAAACGAGAUCGUCGGCGAAGCUUUGGUGGCCCUCCUGCAUGAUGACCUCAAAGCUAUGGGAGUAACUAGUGUCGGCCACCGCUUAACCAUACUCAAGAGCGUUUACGACGUUAAGAAGGCACAAGAUGUUCCCAUAGAAAGUGACCAUUAUGUACCACUGUCUGCCGAUGCUGAAGCCCAAUACGCUACUGCGACUUUGAAAGACAUUAAACACCUAGUCGAACAACUACGCCUUCGAGACGAGCGCAUGAACUUCCUAGAACAAGACCUACGACGGAUGACCGAAGACUUCAGACGACUACGGGAGGAUAUGUUGCCGGCUCUACGCCUUGCUAAGGAUGCGCAGCAGCCUCUUCCCCAUCUUUCUAAUAGCCAGGGCGCCUAUGGCUACGAGACCUCAACAAUAUCUCCUCCAGCUCCCACACCACCAUCAAACCAAUCCUCGGGUGGUUUAAAGCGACAAUACUCUACUAAGAAGAUUGUCCUGGGUACGAUUCCUAAGAACACUUCCCCAACUCACUUACAGACUACUCAUGAGCGGCCCUCGGUAGAACAAACCCUGGACCCUGCGAACGCCGCCGAGAGAGCCGUUUUAUCGUCAUCACAUUUAGCCGCCAUGAAUGGCUCUGGCCAAGCUACAUCGCCCGGCUAUUCUCCAAACAUACCGUCACCUACUUCGCCCCCGACUUUGGGCAGUGCUACCCUCGCCUCCCGCUCCUAUCGCUCCGAUGACCGUCAAACGCCGUCCAGCCGCACGACAUUCUCCGAGAGCGAACAUAACUACAACUCAAAACAGCCCGUCGCGCCACGUCGAAUGCAAACACCUGUCCCUGAGACACCAGGUUCUAGUUCAGCAUCGGUAGAGAUCUUUAAGUCGUUUAGGGUUAGCAUGGAGGAUCCUUGCUACAAGGUUCUACCUGCUGCUCUGAAGAAAUAUCAGAUCAAUGCCCCAUGGGACCAAUACGCGCUUUACAUUGUUUAUGGUGACCAAGAACGUUGCCUGGGUUUGGAAGAAAAGCCAUUGAUCCUUUUUAAGCAAUUGGAUAAAGAAGGAAAGAAGCCAAUGUUUAUGUUACGAAAAACGAAUACGGCGCAAGCGGAUGCAGAAACUCCUGGCAGUGCUGGCCUGAAUACUGGGAACCUAAGAGGAGUUGGUUACGAUCCACCCGGUGGGAUCAUAUGAUCUUCAGGCGUGUCGAUCUGGCCAAUUAUCCGAUAUAUAAAAGCCGUAUCUCCGAAUUACCACGAGAAGCGAGAUGGGUGGAGCUAUGCCAUAGCUGUUGCUCUGGUGGACGAGCACUGACAUUAAAGUAGGAUAUGAAUGCAUAGCGUGCGUGUAUUGCUAUUUUUCUAUCGAUUAAUUAUCGGGCCAGCAUUCUCAUCUAUCAUCAUGGAGGAAAGGGGAGCGAGUGAUUAUCAACGCUCUUCUUGAAUCAGCGCCUUAGAGCUAGUCUCAGCGAUGGAAUUCUCGAGAAUUAAAAAAAAGACCAAGCUAUAGCUUCCGAAUGGAUAUCUUGGAUUAUUAAAUGCUUCCUAACUCUAUUCAAAGCUGUUACAACAUAUUUUUAUUAUGUAAAUGUGCUUUUUCUACCAUGGAAUUGUGCCAUAUAUCAUAGUGAUUUACGAGUGCUUUUAUAGGGAGUCAGGGGGGGAGGAGGGAGUGAUUGUAAAUGGGGCGUGGAUUUGUCACAAAAGAUAUAGAAGCUCGUGAUUUAAUCCUGAAAGCAAUGAGAUUCAUUGCUUUAUGAAAUAAAAAUACAGCUCUAGUGCAAUAUGCCAGACAGUGUAUCUAGCUCUGCAAGCAAAGUCAGCGAGCAAGUUCUUGGUUCGUUAAUUUUAUGAAUUCUUAAGUCG
Hypoxylon trugodes is the source of this 2869-nucleotide messenger RNA. RefSeq lists its product as uncharacterized. Gene Ontology annotation, biological process: signal transduction. The transcript has 3 exons. Gene Ontology annotation, molecular function: protein binding. NCBI's taxonomy places the organism in Eukaryota, Fungi, Ascomycota, Sordariomycetes, Xylariales, Hypoxylaceae. The record is from RefSeq and is a predicted model, not a curated record. The coding region runs from base 738 to 2198 and encodes 486 amino acids.